AUGAGGUUGCAUUCGCUUUUUCUCCUCCUUUCUUUGUCUUUCUUCCAGGUGGCUUUAGCUGCCCCAAUCAAAAGUUUGAUAACUGCUGGUAACAUCACCAGACCUGAAGAUGAUCCUUUCUACACUCCAAAAGAAGGAUACGAAAAGCUCAAGCCAGGAGAAGUCAUCAACUACAGACAGAUCACUCAACCAUAUGGUAUUAUUAUGUGGGAGGAGAAGAUCAAGGCAGCAUACCAAUUCUUAGUUCGUUCCGAGGACUCCUUCGGUAAUCCAAAUGCUAUUGUUACUACUGUCAUG
Messenger RNA from Suhomyces tanzawaensis NRRL Y-17324, 297 nucleotides. RefSeq lists its product as uncharacterized. The record is from RefSeq and is a predicted model, not a curated record. Gene Ontology annotation, biological process: lipid catabolic process. Gene Ontology annotation, molecular function: triacylglycerol lipase activity. NCBI's taxonomy places the organism in Eukaryota, Fungi, Ascomycota, Pichiomycetes, Serinales, Debaryomycetaceae. The annotation marks the transcript as partial. The transcript has a single exon.